Metarhizium acridum CQMa 102 is the source of this 732-nucleotide messenger RNA. RefSeq lists its product as uncharacterized. Gene Ontology annotation, molecular function: protein kinase activity; ATP binding. Gene Ontology annotation, biological process: protein phosphorylation. NCBI's taxonomy places the organism in Eukaryota, Fungi, Ascomycota, Sordariomycetes, Hypocreales, Clavicipitaceae. The record is from RefSeq and is a predicted model, not a curated record.
AUGGUCUCAUUCGAAGAUCCAACCGUGCUUGUUGAUUUCGUUGAUUCGCAACUUACAAAACCAAUGGCUUUCAAGAUUGAUUCGGCGGGACGGCCAGUGUAUCAAUCCCGUAAUGACUUUGGGCCACUCAAAAGCCUGAGAAGUAUACCACAGCUUGUCGACUUUGGCUUGGCGACCACACUCGAGGAAGACGACGACUGGGGCGUUUGGCCUAUUCAGCCAGACCACUAUCGGGCACCAGAGGUGAUACUGGGUAAUGGAUGGCAAAUGCCUGCGGAUAUUUGGAACCUUGGUGUUCUGUUGUGGGAUAUGAUCGAAGGCAAAGAGUUAUUUCGGCAUCUUCAUGAUGGAGAAGGUCGCUACGAUGCUAAACUACACAUGGCUGAAAUGAUAGGCUUACUCGGUCCACCGCCUCCAGAAGUCAUAAAAAGAUAUCAGUAUAUGCGAGAGUACUCGUGGCCGACGGCUGUCAGAAGAGAAGACGGCAAAGUAUGCGAGACCGCGGAGGAGUACUUCUGUGGGCCAUUCUUUGACGAAAAAGGCCGCUUCCUCUACGAAGACCUGAUCUCCGACCACAAAUUAGGGGACAAAGCAUCAUUCCUUGGGGGAGAGGAGAAGGAAGCAUUUUUGGACCUCGCCAAGGGGAUGCUUGUCUGGCGCCCAGAUGCGAGAAAAACCGCAGGCGAAUUGGCUGGGCACCCUUUUCUUCAACCAAAGCAAACAAGCGUCUGA